Messenger RNA from Daldinia loculata, 581 nucleotides. RefSeq names its product histone H4.1. The record is from RefSeq and is a predicted model, not a curated record. The transcript is spliced from 3 exons. Gene Ontology annotation, molecular function: protein heterodimerization activity; structural constituent of chromatin; DNA binding. Bases 115 to 426 code for a protein of 103 amino acids. Gene Ontology annotation, biological process: nucleosome assembly. Lineage: Eukaryota; Fungi; Ascomycota; Sordariomycetes; Xylariales; Hypoxylaceae. Gene Ontology annotation, cellular component: nucleosome.
CAUACCGCUUGCAUAUCAGCCUCAUCUGUACCACUUGCACCAGCACCAGCACCAGCACCAGCACCCCAAUACCAAAACACUUAACAACUACAUACUCUUCUAACCUCAUUCAAUAUGACUGGACGCGGCAAAGGUGGCAAGGGCCUCGGCAAGGGUGGCGCCAAGCGUCAUCGCAAGAUUCUUCGUGACAACAUCCAGGGUAUUACCAAGCCCGCUAUCCGACGUCUCGCUCGUCGUGGUGGUGUCAAGCGUAUCUCAGCCAUGAUCUACGAGGAGACCCGAGGUGUUCUAAAGUCCUUCCUUGAGGGUGUCAUCCGUGACGCCGUCACCUACACUGAGCACGCCAAGCGCAAGACUGUCACAUCUCUAGACGUUGUCUACGCUCUAAAGCGACAAGGCCGCACCCUGUACGGUUUCGGUGGUUAAACUUUCAAUCUUGGGUUUUGGAAGGGGUUUGGUCACGUUUAUUAUGAAGUCUUUUCUCGCGGUUGCCACAUACUGUUUGCAUUGUGGUUGGUCAUGAUGAUCAUGGGAUUCGGUUCUGCGUUUAGGGUGUUCACUGUAUCAUAAGGGAUUUGGGG